GCCCUGUGCUGGGAGGGGCUCGGGGCCACCCUGGGCUUGGCCUAAGGGGCUGGGGCAAACUGGACAGGGACUGUGGGGCGCCCCUCUGCCUGGCACGCACCUCCUCAGCUCUGGCAUUAAGAGGGGACCGAUCCAGAGAGAAGCUGGCCCACGUGGCAUCGCCCACUGUGGUGGUCAGGGGAGAGGCUGCCGCCAGCAGGACAUUUCUUGAGAGUCCAAAGCCCCAACUUCUAAGUUCCAGUGUCCAGUGGGAAGACGGGGGUAAGGGGGGAGUUCGAGAUCGCAAUGACCUAGACUCAAGUUCUGCGCCUGCCCCUUUGUGGUCCGUGCCAUCUUUAGCUCUAAGGCUGCUUUCUGUUUCAAAUGGGAGCGUACCCACCCUGCUGGACUACAAGACGACGGGUGACCGUGUUAUCGGUUCAGGGUCUCCAGGUGAUAGCGGCUGUUAUUCUUGGCCUCAGAAGCCAGCCCUCCCUUUGAGAAGGAAGGGGGCCUAGCCUUCGGGGAGCAUUGGGCACAUGCAGAGCCUUGCACUGGCCAUGCUAAGGCUGUCUGGUGUACCCUUGGCUACAACCCCGGAAAGGAAGCAGCCACUGGAUUUGUGACAUUCAGCUCCGGAGCCAUGGCCCGUGCGGCCAUGUACACUGGCAUUUAAUGAAGUAGAAAGAGUGAGAUGCAAUUAAACACUCCACUCCUCACAGGAGCCCCGUGUCAGGUGCUCUGUCCUCACACGUGGCCUGUGGCUCCAGGAUGGACGGUGCAGAUACAGGCCAUGUCCGUCCCCGCAGAGGUUGUGUCAGACGGUGCCACACUGUGUUGUUGCCCCAUUUCACGGGUGUGAGGUCCAGGACUAGGUCAGUGACAUGUUACUCUCGGGGUCCCAACCAGAGGAGAGGGAGCUUGGGGCUUAGACCUGGGCCCACAGCUGCGUCCAACACGCCGAGCUGUCCUCUGCCCAGCUCGGAGACCUGCCCUUUCACGAGCCCUCCAUGGGCUCCCUAGUGGCGAGGACUAGGUCCGCUCUUACCCCCACUCCUGGCCCGAGGCCUGCCCCAGGGUGGACACGUGGGACGGUGUCUGCUGAGUGGAUGGGAGAAGGCACAACCGGGUGGGCACUGCCUGCGAGGACUUGGGUGGUCACCGCCUGCGAGGACUUGGGUGCACGCUUAACUCCCCUCCUGCAGGAGGAAGCACAGAGCCAGCUGCUGGGGAGUGAUGGAUGGCCCCUCUCCAGAGAUAAAUGUGGCAGUCAAGCCCUGCUGUCCUCCUGGUGUGAGGAGCUCGGCCGCCUGCUGCUGCUCCGACAUCAGAAGAGCCGCCAGAGCGACCCCCCCGGGAAACUCCCCAUGCAGCCCCCCCUCAACUCCAUGAGCUCCAUGAAACCCACUCUGUCACACAGUGAUGGGUCAUUCCCCUAUGACUCUGUCCCUUGGCAGCAGAACACCAACCAGCCUCCCGGCUCCCUCUCCGUGGUCACCACGGUUUGGGGAGUGACCAACACAUCCCAGAGCCAGGUCCUCGGGAACCCUAUGGCCAAUGCCAACAACCCCAUGAAUCCAGGCGGCAACCCCAUGGCGUCGGGCAUGACCACCAGCAACCCCGGCCUCAACUCCCCCCAGUUUGCCGGGCAGCAGCAGCAGUUCUCGGCCAAGGCUGGGCCCGCUCAGCCCUACAUCCAGCAGAGCAUGUACGGGCGGCCCAACUACCCCGGCAGCGGGGGCUUCGGGGCCAGUUACCCCGGGGGUCCUAAUGCCCCCGCAGGCAUGGGCAUCCCUCCACACACCAGGCCACCUGCUGACUUCACUCAGCCCGCGGCUGCUGCCGCAGCAGCUGCAGUGGCGGCGGCGGCAGCCACAGCCACGGCCACAGCCACGGCCACUGUGGCAGCCUUGCAGGAGACGCAAAACAAGGAUAUAAACCAGUAUGGACCGGUCUGUUCCUCUUUCCAGAUGGGUCCCACCCAGGCGUAUAACAGCCAAUUCAUGAACCAGCCCGGGCCGCGGGGGCCUGCCUCCAUGGGGGGCAGCAUGAACCCCGCAAGCAUGGCGGCUGGCAUGACACCCUCGGGGAUGAGCGGCCCUCCCAUGGGCAUGAACCAGCCCCGGCCGCCCGGCAUCAGCCCCUUUGGCACGCACGGGCAGCGGAUGCCCCAGCAGACCUACCCGGGCCCCCGGCCCCAGUCCCUUCCCAUUCAGAGCAUAAAGAGGCCAUACCCGGGAGAGCCCAACUAUGGAAACCAGCAAUACGGACCAAACAGCCAGUUCCCCACCCAGCCCGGCCAGUACCCCACCCCCAACCCCCCACGGCCGCUCACCUCUCCCAACUACCCGGGCCAGAGGAUGCCCAGCCAGCCGAGCACCGGGCAGUACCCACCCCCCACGGUCAACAUGGGGCAGUAUUACAAGCCAGAGCAAUUUAAUGGACAAAAUAACACCUUCUCGGGAAGCAGCUACAGUAACUACAGCCAAGGGAACGUCAAUAGGCCUCCCAGGCCAGUUCCCGUGGCAAAUUACCCCCACUCACCUGUUCCAGGGAAUCCCACUCCCCCCAUGACCCCCGGGAGCAGCAUCCCCCCGUACCUGUCCCCCAGCCAAGACGUUAAGCCACCCUUUCCACCUGACAUCAAGCCAAAUAUGAGCGCUCUGCCGCCACCCCCAGCCAACCACAACGAUGAGCUGCGGCUCACGUUCCCGGUGCGGGAUGGCGUGGUGCUGGAGCCCUUCCGCCUCGAGCACAACCUGGCCGUCAGCAACCAUGUCUUUCACCUGCGGCCCACGGUCCACCAGACACUGAUGUGGAGGUCUGACCUGGAGCUGCAGUUCAAGUGCUACCACCACGAGGACCGGCAGAUGAACACCAACUGGCCUGCGUCCGUGCAGGUCAGCGUGAACGCCACGCCCCUCACCAUCGAGCGCGGCGACAACAAGACCUCCCACAAGCCCCUGCACCUUAAGCAUGUUUGUCAGCCGGGCCGCAACACCAUCCAGAUCACUGUCACAGCCUGCUGCUGCUCCCACCUCUUCGUGCUGCAGCUGGUCCACCGGCCCUCCGUGCGCUCCGUGCUGCAAGGCCUCCUCAAGAAACGUCUCCUGCCCGCAGAGCACUGUAUCACAAAAAUCAAGCGGAAUUUCAGCAGCGUGGCUGCCUCGUCGGGCAACACGACCCUCAACGGGGAGGAUGGCGUGGAGCAGACGGCCAUCAAGGUGUCUCUGAAGUGCCCCAUCACAUUCCGGCGCAUCCAGCUGCCUGCUCGAGGCCACGACUGCAAGCACGUCCAGUGCUUCGACCUGGAGUCAUACCUGCAGCUGAAUUGCGAGAGAGGGACCUGGAGGUGUCCUGUGUGCAAUAAAACCGCUCUGCUUGAGGGCCUGGAGGUGGAUCAGUACAUGUGGGGUAUCCUGAACGCCAUCCAACACUCCGAGUUUGAAGAGGUCACCAUCGACCCCACGUGCAGCUGGCGGCCAGUCCCCAUCAAGUCAGACCUGCACAUUAAAGAUGACCCAGAUGGCAUCCCCUCCAAGCGGUUCAAGACCAUGAGUCCCAGCCAGAUGAUCCUGCCCAACGUCAUGGAAAUGAUCGCAGCCCUGGGCCCCGGCCCGUCCCCCUACCCACUCCCACCUCCGCCGGGGGGCACCAGCUCCAACGACUACAGCAACCAAGGCAACAACUACCAGGGCCACAGCAACUUUGACUUCCCCCAUGGAAACCCUGGCGGCACGUCCAUGAACGACUUCAUGCACGGGCCCCCCCAGCUGUCCCACCCCCCGGACAUGCCCAACAACAUGGCCGCCCUCGAGAAACCCCUCAGCCACCCCAUGCAGGAAACUAUGCCACACGCUGGCAGUUCUGACCAGCCCCAUCCCUCCAUACAACAAGGUUUGCACGUCCCACACCCCAGCAGCCAGUCAGGGCCUCCAUUACAUCACAGUGGGGCUCCUCCUCCUCCUUCCCAGCCUCCCCGGCAACCGCCACAGGCCGCUCCCAGCAACCAUCCACACAGCGACCUGACCUUUAACCCCUCCUCAGCCUUAGAGGGUCAGGCCGGAGCACAGGGAGCAUCUGACAUGCCGGAGCCUUCGCUGGAUCUCCUUCCAGAACUCACAAAUCCCGAUGAGCUCCUCUCGUACCUGGAUCCCCCUGACCUGCCGAGCAAUAGUAACGAUGACCUCCUGUCUCUCUUUGAGAACAACUGAAGCCCACCCCUCCAUUGGGGCCAUCCCUCCCCACUCUGCCUCCUUCCCCGUCUGUCCCCCACACACUUUACCACUGGGAGCCCAUGCCCUCAGACCGCCCCUGCUGCGGCCUUCUCAGAGUGGAGGGGCGGGAGGGUGCACUGUGAAGGCUGUGUGGGUCUGGUGCCCCUGCCCAGAGCAGGCCCUGAAGAUGACCCUCGCGGCGGGGAACCGGCCCGGCGAGAGGGCACACGCUGACGAAGGCAUCCGGUCCCUCUGUGUGUGCUGAUUCCAAACGACCCUCCAGUGCCCCCGAGGUUCUUCCGGUUUCUAAACUGUAAUCCUGCCUCCCUGCUUCCUGGCCCAGAGCCUCCUUCAAGUGACUGUGAGCCUGAGAGAGGGGCACCCCGAGACCCAGGCAGGCCCCACCCCCCAACCUUGGAGGAACAGUGACGGUUGGCGGCAGUGAGAACGGCCCACCCACCACCACCAUCACCCACCACAGAAAAGCACAAACCUCUGGGAAAGAGAACUCUCUCAGGGGCCAAGGUCAUCACUUUGACCCCUGACCUCUAAGCCAAGAUACCCUGUAAAAACACUCCUCUCUCAGAAAGCAGAGAAAAAGGACAAGAUUCUGUGUUUGAGAGAGGGUGUGCCAUUCCUGCUUGGGGACUGGUGGGAAAGGGGGUCAGGGCCUCCUCAAGAGCCAGGACAACACAGCUGGCCCCACGACCUCUGGACUCAGGCUGGGCGGGGGGGGGNCCUGGCCUUCCAGGGGCGGGGGCGCAGGACAGAGAGAGAGUACCCAGCCGAAAUUAUUGUGCCCUUAGUUGGGGGGCAGGGGGAUGCCGCCAGCCAGAGUCAGAUAGGAACUGCAACUUACAACUUUGCUCCAAGCCACUCCCUGUUUUUAAAUGACAAUUUAAUUAAGCUAUGAAGUCAUCUGAGAAAAGGGACGGUGGACUUGGACGGCAAGCAAAUCAUUUCUCUCCAUGCGUCCUGUUUCCUUCCUCCCACCCCCACCCGCCUCUCCCAGACUGUUACAUGGGACACCCGCUUCCCUCUGUCCCUGUUCUCCCUUGUCCACCCUGCCAGCCGGGGGCGCCGGUGGAGAGGCAGGGGAGGCGCGGGCUCGGGCGCCUGCGUAGCCUUGGCACCCCGGGCAUUGGCGUCUCUCCGGCCCGGCUGCCCCGUCUGUCCCUGUGCUCCAGGCUGCCCCGGCUGCACCCCAGUCCGUCACCACACGUGCCGGAAUGUGCCCGCCAGCAUCCCGUGGUGUUUCCGUGCCGCGCUUGGCUGCCGGCCUCUCCCUCCCUCCGUGUCCCUCUGCCCUGCAAAGCUGCCCACACUUCUGCUCGCUCGAGCAGAAGCAGCUUCUGGUUUUCCCUCCACUGCUUCGCUCCAUCCGGCUUACUGCUCUUGGAGUCUCCCGGGGAGCUUGUGUGGGUGUCCGUUUGGGGGGUCCUCUGUGCCCCCACCUAAGCCGCAUGGCCUGUGAUGCUGCUGGGCCGUCGGGUCACUUGGGUCACAUCUGUGAAUUUGUUGCGCCCCCUCCCUGCUGCUGCCUGGGGCCUCCUGCUUUCCGUCCACUGUCCCACGUUCUCAAUCUCCGUGUCUUCCCCCUUCCCCCCUCCCUGUGGCGGGUGGUCCCCAGCACUCCUCUGGAUUUGACCGGAACGGUGGCCCCAGCUGUUGAUUUUCCAAUCACUCUACCAGACAGCCGGCACAAGGUUCUCUGUAGGAAAGCUGCCAUGAUCCCCGCCCCCUUUUCCUUUGUCCCGUUGUCGAGGUUUUUUCAGACAGUGUGGUGUUCAGUAUGCAAAUCAAUUAUUUUAAGAAUUGCUUUUGUAAAUAUCUUUGUGAAUAUUUUAGUAUUGUCUUUGAUAAUAUUCAACAUUUUCAUGACCUGGUUAUAGCCUUUGCUGGUGUUUUUAAAAUACCUUGACUCAACAACAAAGACCGAGUCCUUUUUUUUAAAAAACAACAAACAAAAACAAAAAAGCAACCAGGGCUAUUUGUACAGAAGAAGGGACAAAGUACGUGGGUGAGUGAGAUCAGGCCUCCCGCUGUUCAGAGCCACCCCCAGUCGGCUGGUGGAGACUAGACGCUGCCAGGUAGCAUGUGGCCGUCCUUGCCCGGUGGCCGAGAGCCCUGGCAGGUGGCCACACUCUGUGUUAGGCCAUCUGGGAAUGUUCUGCCCCAGACAGACUUACAAAUGCCUUCCUUAGAAGUUCCUGCUUCCUGCUGUGCUGCUUUUUUCCCAGAAAGGCCUGGGGUCCAUUCUGGUUCUUAUCGGGUGUCCCCACUCUGCUCACCGACCUACCCACAGCUUUCUAGUAGCGGGUCGAUCUGCUCCCCACAGCCCGGGCUCUGGGCACCUCCCUCAGCCAUCGCCGUGGAAGCCAGGGCUCGGUCCCCUGAGGCAGGUUUCCGGGGGCCCCUCCCACCGAACCUCCACCAGCACGUUGGGCAAAGAACUUUCCUGAACCGCGGUGCCUGAAGCCCGUGCUCUGGGGACGUACUCUCCCAGAGUGAUUUUGGAGCCAGGCCAGGGGGGUGAGGGAGGCAGAAAGGUGUCCGGGGCUGGAUUAAGCCCCGGCUGGUGACAGAUUCAGGUGACAACAGCCUCCCUGAGCCAGGGCGGUUCUGAACUCUGGGGAGAUGCUUCCCUCAUCCUUUUGGACGACUACUUGGAGCCAUAAGUAACCUCAGCAAAAACGAGGCCUCAGCAAGCCGCUUCUCUAGGACAAGCAUUCACCCCGGCCAUAGACCCGUUUCCGCUGCCACCACAGGACGGACAGGGUGCCGGCGGGAAGGCCCGAGUACAGGCAAUCACCCCAUCUUCUUGGUUCGAAGCUUUACCCGUGUAUCAUGUUCCCUGUAGCCAUUUUAUUUUUUAAGAAACUUCUAAUACUUUCUCCCUCACGGAAGCCCGAAACCCCCCAGAGAGCUACCCGUCUGCUCCCUCGACCUGACCAUCUAGACAGGACGACGUCAGCAGCAGCGACUCAAGGGACAAGGGACGUGUGUACAUAUGUAAAUGAGAAAUAGAGACACAUUAACAGAUGCAUUCAUUUCCCUUGGAAUGUGUAUUGUUUUUAUUUUACGGAACAAAACAAAACAAAAAAAAAAGGCUUGGAACUCCAUCUUAACGUGGAAAAACUAGAACCUGUUUGUUAGCGUUUGUGAGGUCUCUCUCCACAUUUGUCUCAUGUAAUAUACUCUGACCCUGCGUGGAAAGGAGUUUUUGUUCUGUUCUGUUUUUAUUUUACCCACAUGUACUUAGCUUCAGUGUACUAGUCCUGCCACCUGUGUAUUUUUAGGGUGCUAUGGAAAUAAUGAAAAGAAACGGGGAUUUCAGAAGAAAAUUGUAACCAAAUUCAUACUUUGUAUAAUUUUUGAUAUCAUGAUUGCAGGUGAUUCACACGUACACACAUAAACACACCCACAGUGCAGCCUGAAGUAACCCCCACAGAAACCGUCAUCGUCCUUGUACAUCUAUGUACAAUGCAAUCAUUUCAUACUUUAAACUGGUCAGAAAACUAAUUGUGAUUUCUAGUCUUGCAAAGCUGUAUGUAGUUAGAUGAUGUGACAACCUCUAAUAUUUAUCUAAUAAAUAUGUAUUCAGAUGAAACCUGUAUAUUAGGUGUUCAUGUGGUCAUUUUGUAUUUAAAGAUCAAAUUAUUUGACUAUUGCUAGACAUUUCUAUACUCCGUUGUAACACUGAGGUAUCGCAUUUGCCCAUGUUAACUGUUUUCUAAAUAAAUUGACAAAAAAUGAA
Ailuropoda melanoleuca (giant panda) is the source of this 7953-nucleotide messenger RNA. RefSeq names its product zinc finger MIZ-type containing 1 (gene ZMIZ1). Gene Ontology annotation, biological process: protein sumoylation; regulation of transcription by RNA polymerase II. Gene Ontology annotation, molecular function: SUMO ligase activity; zinc ion binding. The record is from RefSeq and is a predicted model, not a curated record. Bases 990 to 4193 code for a protein of 1067 amino acids. NCBI's taxonomy places the organism in Eukaryota, Metazoa, Chordata, Mammalia, Carnivora, Ursidae. Gene Ontology annotation, cellular component: chromatin. The transcript has 19 exons.